AUGAUCUCCGACGACGAUCUCUACCGGCUGGCCAUCUUCCUCGGCUCGGUCGCCAUGGUCCUCAUUGUUGUCUACCACUUCUUCGAGGUCAACUCGGCCGACAGCGCUCUCGCCAAGAAGGCAGCCCAGGCCAAACCCGUGCAACAAGCCCCUGCGGUCGGAAAGUCGUCAAGCGUAGCGAAGAGGCACAAGGGGGUCGUGAUACCCAAGUUCAGGUGUUCGGACAACGCUGUGCCGUUGCGGGCACUGGGCAAUCGAGGAGAUGGCAUGUGCCGGCCGUCUGAGGAGCGAAAGAAUGAUGAGGAACUGGAUUGA
Messenger RNA from Neoarthrinium moseri, 315 nucleotides. RefSeq lists its product as uncharacterized. The transcript is spliced from 2 exons. Bases 1 to 315 code for a protein of 104 amino acids. Lineage: Eukaryota; Fungi; Ascomycota; Sordariomycetes; Amphisphaeriales; Apiosporaceae. Gene Ontology annotation, cellular component: oligosaccharyltransferase complex. The record is from RefSeq and is a predicted model, not a curated record.